Molecule: messenger RNA, 3080 nt
Organism: Psammomys obesus (fat sand rat)
Lineage: Eukaryota; Metazoa; Chordata; Mammalia; Rodentia; Muridae
Gene: Tpk1
Product: thiamin pyrophosphokinase 1
Exons: 8
Coding region: 283-942 (219 amino acids)
Biological process (GO): thiamine metabolic process; thiamine diphosphate biosynthetic process
Molecular function (GO): thiamine diphosphokinase activity; thiamine binding; ATP binding
Source: RefSeq, a predicted model, not a curated record
AUUCAGCGGGCUGGGUGUUACCGACGGGUGAAGGCAGGCCGGUACUCUCGGGAACCGAACGCAGCGCCUGGGACCACACCUGCGGCGAGAAGCUCUCCGAGCGGUAGCGUAGGGCCGCUCCGGAAGGGGCGGGGCUCGGCGCGCGCGCACUCGGCCUCCUCCCGCGACCGCGCUGCGCGCCCCAGGCCCGGCAGCCGAGCGCCCAGCCGCCGAUCAGUCGCCCCGGCAGCCCGCGCUCGCGUCGCUCUAGGCUCCACCCGCCAUUGUAACCCAUAACCUGCCAUGGAGCAUGCCUUUACCCCGCUGGAGCCCCUGCUACCUACGGCUCUCUUAAAAGCCUGUGCUGAUGGAGGUGCCAACCAGUUAUAUGAUAUCACUGAAGGAGAGAGAGAAAGCUUUUUGCCUGAAUUCAUCAGUGGGGACUUUGAUUCUAUUAGGCCUGAAGUCAGAGAGUACUAUGCCGAGAAGGGCUGUGAUCUUAUUUCAACUCCUGACCAAGACUACACAGACUUUACCAAGUGUCUUAAAGUGCUCCAAAGGAAGAUAGAAGAAAAAGAGCUGCAGGUUGAUGUCAUCGUGACCCUGGGAGGCCUCGGUGGGCGCUUUGACCAAAUCAUGUCAUCUGUGAAUACCCUUUUCCAAGCCACUAACAUUACUCCUUUGCCGAUUAUCAUCAUCCAAGAAGAAUCCCUCAUCUACCUCCUCCAACCAGGAAAGCACAGGCUCCAUGUAAACACUGGGAUGGAAGGCAGCUGGUGCGGCCUUGUCCCUGUCGGGCAGCAUUGCAGCCGCGUGACAACAACAGGCCUGCAAUGGAACCUCACAAAUGAUGUGCUUGGCUUUGGAACACUGGUCAGUACUUCUAACACCUACGAUGGGUCUGGCCUCGUCACUGUGGAAACUGACAACCCGCUCCUCUGGACCAUGGCCAUCAAACGCUAACCUGUAGUGUGGCAUCCAUCUUGUGCCUCUGUGUCUCCUGAUCUGCCCAGUUGUUCAUUGCUCAACAUGAACAGCCACAUAGAUGUGUGGGGAUCUAAAUUUGUCCAUAGGAAGCCUUGGACUUUCAGGAUGUUGGGGUUAAGGUAUAGCUGAGCAACAGAGCACUUGUCAUACACGUGAAGGCCUUGGGUUCAACGCUCAACACCACAAAACAAAGAUGUUGGUGUUUAUGCUAUAAAUGCUAGCUCAAUGUUAUAUUGAAGGAGAAAUUGUGUUCUAUUGAAAUAGAUAAGCUUUAUUAUACUCUAGUGAAAAAGCUAAUGUUGAUCAGAACAUUAUAUAAUUCAGUUUUGAUCAUUUUUAUUUAAUUAAUCAGUCCAUUUACCUUAAAAUUCUUCUUUAAUUUUGAAGCACCAAAAGCUGUUGUCAGUGUUGCCUGGGAGUCUAGCACUUCCCGGUGUGUCUGGCAAGGGCUGCCUACCUCUGAGUCUCUCCCAACACUGGACUCCUCUCUAUAAUGCAUGUUAUCUUCCAGAGUGUCGUGAUAGAAUGGCACCAUUUCACUUUGACUUCAUCUUUUGAAAGAAUCACUGACUUAAUUGUUAAAUUUGAAACCAAGCAGUUUCAUGGGCUGUGGGUAUAUGAGAAAUGGUUAUUUAGGAUUUGCUCCUACUUUAGCCCCUCAAGACUGGAAAGCAAGCACUCUGAGCUUUAGAAAUGCAGAGGUCCUUAUGAAAAGCAUGACAAACCCAUAAAGCUUGGGCAGAGGAAUCCAGCAAGCCUAAGCAUUCAGUCCGUUUUAACAUACCUCGCACUAAAAACGAAAAUGUUAAUUCAUGGACCAUAUUGAUUGACAUCACCAGAAAAUUAAUGUGCCAAUGGAGAUAAAUGAACACCACCUGCUGCGGAGUAGACACCUGAAGCCUGUUUCUCCAUCCUGCUCCACCAUGUGCCUGCUUCCUGUACUUCUCCUAGCUAUUCAGUGGAAGGGGUUGUAAUCAUUGAGUGUGAGAAAGAACCACUGAUACAGACUCUUAAGGGCUAACAUGUCGCAGCUUUAGAGCAGAUAAUAUGGUUUCUGAUUUAGCAUAAGCUUGCUGGUGCAUUAAAAUUUAUUCAUGUUUCUUUUUUAUAGUCUUUUUAAAAAUUUUUUAUUAAUUAACUACACUUUAUUCACUUUGUAUCCUCCCCUCCCAACCCCUCCCUUCCUUACCCCUCCCUUCCUUCCCCUUCUCCACACAUUUUUCUCCCAAAGUCCACUGAUAGGGGAAGUCUUCUUUUCCUUCUGAUCCUAGUCUAUUAGGUCUCAUCAGGAGUGGCUGCAUUGUCUUCCUCUGUGGCCUGAUAAGGCUGCUCCCCCCUCAGGGUGAGGUGAUCAAAGAGCAGGCCAAUCAGUUCAUGUCAGAGACAGUCCCUGUUCGCAUUACAAUGGAACCCACUUGGAUACUGAACUGCCAUGGGCUACAUCUGUGCAGGGGUUCUAGGUUAUAUCCAUACAUGGUACUUACUUGAUUAGAGUAUGAGUCUCAGGAAAGACUCCUGUGCUCAGAUUUUUUAGUUCUGUUCAUGAGCUCCCCUACUCAUCUUCCUACCCUUUCCUAUCCCACUUGUUAAACCACAUCUUGCCAAACAAGCCAGGACUUAAGGGCAGCCUGCCCAUCGUGUUACAUUUAUCUCAUGAUUAUGUCACUGACUUCUUGGUGCUACAACAGUAUGAAACUUAAACAUAAAUGGAAGAAGAAAGGGGAUCAGUUGAACCAAUGCCAAGUUCUGACUAGAAAUCAUUAAAAAUCAUUGUCAUUAUUUUAUAAAAAUAUACUGAAAUCUGGAUUUCAAAUCAAAACAGUUAUCAAUGUGCAUGUCAACAAUGGGUUUCUAAGAAAAUGUUCAAUGUUAUCACUUGUGUUUCAUUAUGACUAAUCUCUCAUAAUCAGUGUUUCUGCUUAAAGGAUGACUGAAGAUGUAAUUCAUAAUUAAAAUCUCAUGUAUGACUUCAGACAGCAAUGUAGUAGUAUUAAGUUUUUUCUCUAACCUUUUCCCCUGGACAUUACUCGCUAGAUGACCUGGAUCAGUGAUUUAUAUCUCAUCAUUUUGGACCUUUAUUGCUCUGUCUAUAAAAAUAAAAAUUGAGUGUCAUA